CAGUCGAAGCCACUCGCACGCUCAGUCUGCUCUUGUGCAAAAGAGAAACAGCCACGAAUAGUGUGCAGCUGCUGCGGCUGCGCCCGUUUCGCUGCCUUCUCGUUCGGUGCCUUUUGCCAGCCGCGCUGUCCCCAUGGCCCACGUCGACCUUUGGCUUCAUCGCCGAUGUUACACGCCGACAAUAGCAGCGUUGGCCCUUGCGGCACUGUUUUCCCUGUGCUUCGGGACAGCGGCCGUGAAACGAUAUCCGCUUAAACCCUGCUCAACGUCCGCAGCGGCCAAGAUCCAAAACGCCGUAGUUCAAAGCAAAAUGGACCGAGGACAGGCACUGCUUUCCUUCGACGUAAUUGUGACAGGACGCCUAGAUGAUCCUAAACUUCGUGUCACGGCGCGUGGGGAAGACCUGAGUCCUCUCACACCGGAGUACGACAUGUGUAAGCUAGUGAGGCAGGGCCCUGAGGGCCCACCCUCAAAACCAUGCGACUUCGAGACCGGUGUGUACCACGCCGAAAUACAGGUUUCCGGUUACCAAGCGUUCUACUUAACGACAGAGGGUGGCAACAGCGAUCUACGCUUCGAAGUUAUCGUCAAUGGAGCAGUCGUGGGAUGUAACUCGAAUGCUCCGUGACUGUUCAGAGUGGCCAACAAUUUUCUGAUCAAUUAUUCGAGUGAACGAAACGACCAAUCAGCAGGCACCUGUCUGUGAACGACUUAGGAAGCGCACAAUGUUGACUCAGAGCGUCGAUAAAAAAGGUUCGUGUUUACCUGCUCUCGGUGUUAAGAGUGCGGCUCUCCUGAUGUGGUCACAAACUGAAACAGUAGAAUGCAACAUAAAAACGCAUGCCAGAUGGACGCUGGCGUUGCGCACGAAAUGUAGCAAUAAAGUCAGUGUUCGUACCUAAACGUUGUCGGUUGUGACCCUUGUUCCC
Molecule: messenger RNA, 929 nt
Organism: Dermacentor andersoni
Lineage: Eukaryota; Metazoa; Arthropoda; Arachnida; Ixodida; Ixodidae
Source: RefSeq, a predicted model, not a curated record